Molecule: messenger RNA, 2319 nt
Organism: Pyrenophora tritici-repentis Pt-1C-BFP
Lineage: Eukaryota; Fungi; Ascomycota; Dothideomycetes; Pleosporales; Pleosporaceae
Source: RefSeq, a predicted model, not a curated record
AUCAACAUCGAUCUCACUCUCGCUCUACUACCUUCCCUUCGAUCAGACCUUUUACAGUCUAUCCUUUCGUUGUGUUUAACACUCACCUUCUUUACUACAAUCUGCGAAUAAUCGUAUUACCUUCUUUACGAAUCUCGUCUUCGACUUAUUUUCAUCAUCAACAUGAAGUACUUCACUGCCCAGCUUUUGGCUCUUGCCAGCAUCGCCACUGCGCUCCCCCACCCGCAGACCGGCAACGUCGUCGUUCGCGCUGAACCCGGAUACGGUUCUGGUUACGGUUCCAGCGCCCCUUCUUACGGCUCUGGCAAGCCUGACGCUGGCUCUGACAAGCCCAGCUCCGGCGCCGACAAGCCCGCCGACAAGCCCGAAUCUGGUGACGACAAGCCUGACUCUGGCGACGACAAGCCCAGCUCUGGAGAUGACAAGCCCGACUCUGGCUACGGCUCGGGUAGCCCCAGCGCUCCCUCUGGAGGCGCCGGUCUUCCCGAUCUUGGUGGAGUAACCGGAGCACUUCCAGGUGUUGGCGGCCUCAUUGGCGGAGGUGCCGGUGGACACGGAGGCGCUGGCCUUGGCGGCAUCGCUGGAGGUCUUCCCGCUGUUGGUGGCCUCAUUGGUGGAGGUGCCGGUGGACACGGAGGCGCUGGUCUUGGUGGUCUUACUGGACCCAUUGGCGGAAUCGCUGGAGGUCUUCCAGGUGUAGGUGGCCUCGUUGGUGGAGGUGCCCACGGAGGCGCUGGCAUUGGCGGAAUCGCUGGAGGUCUUCCCGUUGUUGGUGGCCUCGUUGGCGGAGGUGCUCACGGAGGCGUUGGUCUCGGUGGGCUUACUGGAGCUGCUGGCGGAAUUGCCGGAGGUCUUCCCGUUGUUGGUGGCCUCGUUGGUGGAGGUGCUCACGGAGGCGUUGGCGGAGGUGCUCACGGAGGCGUUGGUCUCGGUGGGCUUACUGGAGCUGCUGGCGGAAUCGCUGGAGGUCUUCCCGUUGUUGGUGGCCUCGUUGGCGGAGGUGCUCACGGAGGCGUUGGUCUCGGUGGGCUUACUGGAGCUGCUGGCGGAAUUGCCGGAGGUCUUCCCGUUGUUGGUGGCCUCGUUGGUGGAGGUGCUCACGGAGGCGUUGGCGGAGGUGCUCACGGAGGCGUUGGUCUCGGUGGGCUUACUGGAGCUGCUGGCGGAAUCGCUGGAGGUCUUCCCGUUGUUGGCGGCCUCGUUGGUGGAGGUGCUCACGGAGGAGCCGGUCUUGGUGGUCUUGCUGGAGCUGCUGGCGGAAUCGCUGGAAGUCUUCCCGUUGUUGGCGGCCUCGUCGGUGGAGGAGCUGGUGGUCACGGUGGUAUCGCUGGCCUUCCUCUCUCUGGCGGUCUUGGACUCGGAGGUCUCGGUGUUGGCCUCGGCGGAGCUCACGGAGGUGCUGGCGCUGAUGCUGGUGCCGGUGUUGGCGGCGGAGCCCACGGCGGAGUUGGAGCUGGUGUUGGCGGAGGUGUCGGUGCCGGUGUUGGCGGAGCUGGCGGUAUCGGUGCUGGUGUCCACGGCGGUGCUGGUGUCGGUGUUGGCGGUGCUGGCGGAAUCGGUGCUGGAGCCAACGGUGGUGUCGGUGCUGGUAUCGGAGGAGCUGGUGGUGUUGGCGCUGGUGUCCACGGCGGUGUUGGUGCUGGUGUUGGCGGUGCUGGCGGAAUCGGUGCUGGAGCCAACGGUGGUGUUGGUGCUGGUGUCGGUGGUGCUGGCGGUGUCGGAGCUGGUGUCGGUGGUGCUGGCGGUGUCGGAGCUGGUGUCAACGGUGGUGUCGGUGCCGGUGUUGGAGGAGCUGGUGGUGUCGGCGCUGGUGUCAACGGUGGAGCUGGUGUUGGUGCCGGUGUCUCUGGCGGUGCUGGUGCCGGUGCUGGUGCUGGAGCCUCUGGUGAGAAGUACUAGACACUUUGUUGUCAAUAGCUUGAUCACGACGAGUGCGUCUUCGACACGAUCUAGGAGCGUUCUAUUACGACUUGUAUAGACUACGCAGACAUGUAUUUCUAUUAGGAUAGACUUUAAUCCACUUUUUACUUCUUUCUAUACAGUUAGUUACCUUUACUUGAACAAUUGCAUACAGAAACAGUCUAUCCUUUCUUUCCUUCAUCUCCCUCUACCCCUUACAUUAUUAACAAGUACAGAAACAUAUCUUAAUUGAACCACCUUAGGAUGGUACUGAGGCAGACCAAAUGCACAACACAAUCCGCCCAAGAAACUUGGCCUCGCGCACGUUUACGUAGGUUGUAUUUCGUUUUCUUGUGGUCUUACAUCCGAAAGUAACACCGGUCCAGGAAUAGCGUCGCACAGGCGGGGGAAGAUUUUCGU